UCCGCGCCUCUAUAACUUGGCGGGCAAGGAGGCGGCGCCCGCGGAGUCGGAGGGCGGGGAGCUCGGAGGAGAGCGCCGGGAGUUGUGGAGACUGCCGACCGGGAAGUCGCGGCGCUCGGUCGGCGCAGCCCGCCCGCGGGCUCCCUCGCUGCCGCCCUCCGUCUGCGCCGCGGGCCUCGGCGCCGUGGGGCGGCUCGGGGUGCGCUCGCCCGCCCCGGCCCCGGCGGCUGCCGCGCGCGGGCGGGAUGUGGCGCCUGGUGCCCCUGAAGCUGGGCCGCCUGUCCCGUGCACUGAAGCUGGCGGCUCUCGGCAGCCUGUUGGUGCUGAUGCUGCUGCACUCGCCGUCGCUGCUCGCCUCCUGGCAGCGCAACGAGCUCGCCGACCGGCGCUUCCUGCAGCUCAAUAAGUGCCCGGCGUGCUUCGGCACGAGCUGGUGUCGCCGCUUCCUCAACGGCCAGGUGGGCUUCGAGGCGUGGGGCCGCCUGCGCCUGCUGGACUUCCUCAACGUGAAGAACGUGUACUUCGCGCAGUACGGCGAGCCCCGCGAGGGCGGCCGCCGGCGCGUGGUGCUCAAGCGCCUGGGUUCGCAGCGCGAGCUGGCGCAGCUCGACCAGAGCAUCUGCAAACGGGCCACCGGCCGGCCGCGCUGCGACCUGCUCCAGGCCAUGCCCCGCACCGAGUUCGCGCGCCUCAACGGCGACGUGCGGCUGCUCACGCCGGAGGCGGUGGAGGGCUGGUCGGACCUGGUGCACUGCCCCUCGCAGCGCCUGCUCGAUCGCCUGGUGCGCCGCUACGCCGAGACCAAGGACUCCGGCAGCUUCCUGCUGCGCAACCUCAAGGACUCGGAGCGCAUGCAGCUGCUGCUCACCCUGGCCUUCAACCCCGAGCCGCUGGUGCUACAGAGUUUUCCAUCUGAUGAAGGUUGGCCAUUUGCAAAAUAUCUUGGAGCUUGUGGAAGAAUGGUGGCCGUAAAUUAUGUCGGAGAAGAACUGUGGAGUUACUUUAAUGCACCAUGGGAGAAAAGAGUUGACCUUGCUUGGCAGCUAAUGGAAAUAGCAGAACAGCUUACAAACAAUGACUUUGAGUUUGCACUCUACCUCCUGGAUGUCAGCUUUGACAAUUUUGCAGUUGGUCCUCGAGAUGGGAAGGUAAUCAUUGUGGAUGCUGAAAAUGUUUUAGUUGCUGACAAAAGAUUAAUUAGACAAAAUAAACCUGAGAAUUGGGACGUUUGGUAUGAAAGUAAGUUCGAUGACUGUGACAAGGAGGCUUGUUUAUCAUUUUCAAAAGAAAUCCUUUGUGCUCGUGUCACUGUGGACCACAAUUACUAUGCUGUUUGUCAAAACCUCUUAUCUAGACAUGCCACCUGGCGUGGUACUUCUGGAGGACUCCUUCAUGAUCCACCAAGUGAAAUUGCCAAAGAUGGCCGACUGGAGGCCUUGUUAGAUGAGUGCGCCAACCCCAAGAAGCGCUAUGGCCGAUUCCAGGCUGCGAAAGAACUGCGUGGGUAUCUAGCACAAUUAAGUCACAAUGUGAGGUAGUAGAUGGUGAUCUUUUUCUUCGCUGAAAUAGGAAUGGCAAAACAAAACCACCAAAAAACUGCCUAGAAAAAACACAAUGUGGAAGUAUUACUCAGAGGAUGAGAAACUUGUUCUGAUAGACUGUACAUUAACAUCCAUCAAAAUAAGACAUUACUGUACAUCCAAGAUUACAUGAUGCUUCUGCAACUCUGUUCUUCACUUUGGAGACUUGCGAUACCAUUGACUGCUUUCCUCUUCCCAUUCCUGCGUGGAUUAAUGAUGUUAUUAAGCUAUUGGAAAGGAGUCUGAUAGUUACAUGGCUUGUGUAUCAAAGGGUACUUGGUACUUAGUUUGCAUUUCUAUCAUGAUUUUGUGAAUCUCUUGUGUUUACUUUGAAUGUCAAGUUAGAUCGGCCUGUUUUAUAGGCCACCUUUUCCUUCUGAUGUGUAAAAUUAUUUUUCAUUUUUUUUAAAGUUUUACACACCCAGGUUACUAUAGGCAUUGACUUAAAUUUUAAUAGAAGUAGUUUUCAUUCAGUGCUAUGCGGUACAUACUUAACUGUUAGAGCAGGGCUCCCAGGUUUACUGUUUUUACAGAGAUCUUAGUAUUUCAUUGUGUAAAUAAUUUACCUCCCCUCAACCUCCUGUGCUUCAUCAUUGCAUGGUAUCAUUUCAGGUUAUUUAAGAGUUAAAUUCCUCAAUGCCAGUAAUUAUAAGUAUAUACUGAACAUGUAGUUCAGCAGAUGCUACAAAAUGUCACUACAUCCCUUGCUAAAAGGCUUUAAGAAUACACUAGCAGUCUACACGUUGAAGAAACCAUGUGAACUCAAUGCUUUUAAAAGCUAACUAGUCCAAGAUAGUAAUGCAUAUGCCAAAGAAAUAUUAGACACAUUCCUUGUUUAGAACUGAAAAUAGAAUUGGUCAAUUCUUAGCCCACUUCAAUAUUUUAGCUUUCACUGUUAAAUUAAAAUCUGAGUGUUCUUUAUUGACAGUUGAGCUACUGCUUAAAAAAAUGUAUAACUUAAAGAUCUAACAUUUUAUUCAUUGGUAGGUUUUUCAAAAUGAGCACAGUGAUUAUUGUUAGAAUUUAAUUAGGCAUCAGAACCUUUUACUUAUUGAUACACUAAUAAUUUUUAUUGUAAAGCUUGUCUGCCCACUGUGAUCUUCUUCAUCCAAUUGCUAAAUAUCAGAACAUCAAAUUUAAAUAUUGAGUAGAAAGAUUAACAAAUAAUGUGUAAAAUUUUGUCUGAUUAAAAACUGUUCUGUGUACAAAAAGUUGACUCUCAGUAGCACAGGCAAUAUUUUUCUGUUUGAAGUUGUUACUUUUGUUUGCCGUAAAGUUUGGGAUAGUGUGCAGUGGUGGGUUCUGGACUGAAUUACUGAAAUCAGAAAGUGAUUAAAACAUGCACAACCAAAGCCAAGCUUGUCUUUUUCAUUCAUUCAACAACUAUUUAUUGAUCAUACUCCGUGCUAGGUGCAUUCGUAGCUGCUAUAUACCAUCUAAACAUGACAUGGUCAAUUAGCAUAAGUACGUCUUAAGUUGAUUGAUUAUUUAGGAUUACACUUUCAUAUUAUUUGAUUAUUGUGAUGGAAAGUUUCUUUGUACUAUCUUAAAUUAGUUUCUUAACCCAAAGUGGAGGGAGACAGCAAUAAAGUUAAUCCAAGUUUAAAAAUGGGAAGGCAAAGUGUGAGAGAUCUCCAUUAUAAAGCAGAUUGCAUUGUGUUCCUUCUUAUACAUAGCUAACUUUUUACAACUUAGAAACAUUUUUGAGGGGAGUAGGAAAAAAAUCAUCCAGCAAUACUCCCUUGCUUCUUCCUCGAGCCACACUAAAAUAAACAAUUUUCAAACAGAACACCAUUAUAUUUUCUACAUAUUCAUAACACAGAAGGCUAGAACUCACGGGCGCUGUCUGAUAUUCCACAAACAUCUUCCUAUUUUUGGUGAGUGAUUGUGGUUGUGAUUACAGAGCAGGAAGUAAAGAAGCAUGCCGGGGAGUGAUGGCUAUUUGAGGUAUAACCACCACUAGAGAUUAUGUGGAAUUUCUUUUACCUUUGGAGAAAUCAGAGGAGGUAGUAAAGAAUUAGGAAUUUUAAAUUACAGGGAAAAAUAUGUAUGUGAAAAGCAAUAAAUAUUUUGUUCUCUUUGCUAUCAAGAUGUUCACAUUCAGAUAUUUAUUAUACAGCAGCAAUUUAUAUUUUUAAUCAUUGCCCAUUAAUAGACGCGGUAAAAUAUUUUUGAAUCAAACAUUUGGGGUUUGUAUGUGCAUUUAAAUUGUCUUUUGUACUGUAUGUUACUGUUUAAUUUGAAUAUUUUAUCAGAACUGUCUCCCUGUGCCUUUAUAAAAUAUAAAGUUGUCUCUGCAACUUUUAAUGAUCUUAAUAAAGAAUACUUUAAGAACCUUA
This is a messenger RNA of Phodopus roborovskii (desert hamster), 3919 nucleotides long. It is a transcript of the gene Dipk2a, whose product is annotated as divergent protein kinase domain 2A. The transcript has 3 exons. The coding region runs from base 246 to 1538 and encodes 430 amino acids. Gene Ontology annotation, cellular component: COPI vesicle coat. Lineage: Eukaryota; Metazoa; Chordata; Mammalia; Rodentia; Cricetidae. Gene Ontology annotation, biological process: cardiac muscle cell proliferation; regulation of phosphatidylinositol 3-kinase/protein kinase B signal transduction. The record is from RefSeq and is a predicted model, not a curated record.